GAGAGGGAAGAGACUUUAACUUGAAUCUUCAAAAACACAAAAUACCUUCAACCUCUCGAAAACCUCAAUCACCAUGUCGUCAGACGAAAUUGUCUGGCAGGUUAUCAACCAACAGUUUUGCUCUUUCAAACUCAAGACUACGAAAGAUCAAACUUUUUGUCGCAACGAAUACAACGUUACUGGUCUCUGUAAUCGACAGUCAUGUCCUCUCGCAAAUUCCCGAUAUGCAACUAUUCGCGCAAAUCCUCAAACCGGUACACUUUACCUUUACAUGAAGACAAUUGAAAGAGCACAUAUGCCAUCGAAAUUAUGGGAGCGCGUAAAGCUAUCUUCCAACUAUGCUAACGCAUUGGUACAAAUCGACGACAAAUUGAAGUACUGGCCUAACUUCCUCAUUCAUAAGUGCAAGCAGAGACUUACAAGAUUGACACAAGUUGGUGUUCGCAUGAGGAGAUUGGCAAAAGAGGAGGAUAGAUUGGGCGAAAAGCUUGUUCCAAAAAUGGCGCCCAAGGUUAGAAGAAGAGAAGAAACUAGAGAGAGAAAGGCAAUGGCGGCUGCCAAGGUCGAGAGAGCGAUUGAAAGAGAAUUGAUUGAAAGAUUAAGGAGCGGUGCUUAUGGCGAUCAGCCAUUGAACGUCAGCGAAUCUAUUUGGAAGAAGGUUCUGAAAGGUUUGGAGAGACAAGGAGAAGGAACUAGAGAUGAGGAUAUGGAUGAAGGUAUUGAAGAGGAUGAGUUUGAGGAAGAAGGGGAAUAUGAAGAUGAAGAGGGUGUCGGUGAUGUGGAAUAUGUUAGUGACUUGGGAGAAGAUGAAGAGGAUUUGGAGGAUAUCGAGGAUUGGCUUGGAAGUGAUGAAGAGGAAGCUACCGGCGAAGAAGAUAGUGAAGACAGUGAGAGUGACAGUAGCGAGGACGAUAGGGCCAAGAAGAAUGCUGCCGGCGCAAAGAGAAAGAGAGCACCAGUUUCCAAAACCAAGCCAAAGAAGAGAAUCUCGAAGAUGGAAGUCGAAUACGAACAAGAGCUCGAAGGACCACAACGAGAACUGGCUUUCUAAUCUGGGAAUGCAUGGACUUUCAUUAUACCUGGGGUUGGGCGUUCUUUAUAGGUGUUGGUGCUCUUGGUCCCUCAAAAAUAAGCUGUUAAUUUAUAGUACUGUAGACAGCUUUCUUACUUGGCUAGGAAUAUCAAAGCAAGCGAUAUUCAAGAACAAUUUCUGGAAGAUGAAACUGAAUGAAUUAUUGACUGA
Botrytis cinerea B05.10 is the source of this 1243-nucleotide messenger RNA. RefSeq names its product Bcmak16 (gene Bcmak16). The transcript is spliced from 2 exons. Gene Ontology annotation, biological process: maturation of 5.8S rRNA; maturation of LSU-rRNA. Lineage: Eukaryota; Fungi; Ascomycota; Leotiomycetes; Helotiales; Sclerotiniaceae. Gene Ontology annotation, cellular component: nucleolus; preribosome, large subunit precursor. The coding region runs from base 74 to 1051 and encodes 325 amino acids. The record is from RefSeq and is a predicted model, not a curated record.